AAGGCGUUUUUAUCCGCAUAUCCCUGUAUUCGUCGGCUGGUCACUCUGGUUGAAACUUUUCGCAAAAACAGCGGCAGUUUAGUUGAAUUUUUCUCGUGUUUUUCGCUAUCAAAACGAACUAGAAAAAGUCCAGAAUGUCCUUCGUAAAGAAUGCUCGUUUGCUGGCCGCCCGCGGCUCCCGGUUGGCCCAAAACCGCAGCUAUUCGGAUGAGAUGAAGCUGACCUUCGCCGCCGCCAACAAAACCUUCUACGAUGCCGCCGUGGUGCGCCAAAUCGAUGUGCCCUCCUUCUCCGGAUCCUUCGGCAUCCUGGCCAAGCACGUGCCCACUCUGGCUGUUCUGAAGCCCGGAGUCGUACAGGUGGUGGAAAACGAUGGCAAACUCAUCAAGUUCUUCGUGUCCAGCGGUUCCGUCACCGUCAACGAUGACUCCUCCGUCCAGGUUCUGGCCGAGGAGGCCCACAACGUCGAGGACAUCGAUGUCGGCGAGGCGCGCCAGCUGCUCGCGAAAUACCAGUCACAGCUCAGCUCCGCUGGCGACGACAAGGCCAAGGCCCAGGCUGCCAUCGCCGUGGAGGUCGCCGAAGCGUUAGUUAAGGCUGCCGAAUAGACGUAAUCACCACACUACCGCCACCAAUAAACCACAAUCGAUGCUUUGUGUCUGAAAUAAAUAAAACGUAACGAUCCCCUUAAAAAGCAAGAGCGUUAUGAAACAAUAAAAAGCGAAUCAUAAUAUCGUAUUAAUGACCGGUGAUCCACCAGCAAACAUCAAA
Molecule: messenger RNA, 771 nt
Organism: Drosophila rhopaloa
Lineage: Eukaryota; Metazoa; Arthropoda; Insecta; Diptera; Drosophilidae
Gene: ATPsyndelta
Product: ATP synthase subunit delta, mitochondrial
Exons: 4
Coding region: 135-608 (157 amino acids)
Biological process (GO): proton motive force-driven ATP synthesis
Molecular function (GO): proton-transporting ATP synthase activity, rotational mechanism
Source: RefSeq, a predicted model, not a curated record